UUUAUUAAACUGUGUGUGAUUUUCUGCAACGCGCAAAUGUGGCUCGAGUGCUACAAAUUUAAUGUCUAAGUAUUUAUAUGAGAAUGAAGACAAGGUAUACAUUGAUGUUACGGAGAUGGCAGACUACCUUCAAAGGAAGUAUCGUGACUAUCGGGGCAAGAAACGUGGCCCAUUCAGGGCGAUGGUACGCCGGGCAUACGACGAUAUAACAGAGAAUCUUACUAGACAGGCUGAUACCCACUGGGAUGAUGAAGAUGAAAUAGACAUUGAGUCUGAUUCACAGGUCGAUGCACUACCCACCGAGUAUCUACAAACUUAUAAACGGCAAAAUUCAGGAAGACAAAAUGGUAAUUCGAGUGACAAGGAACUGAUUGACAUAAGUAGCGAUGAUGAACAAACUAAGACUUCUACAGCAUCCAAUAAACCUGAAAAGGAGAAUAUGGAUAUGGAUACUACACAUGUGAACAAAAAGCCACAUUUAGGUUCUAGUAGUAUUGAGUCUUCCAAGGUAGUCAUCCACGAGGUAUAA
Molecule: messenger RNA, 529 nt
Organism: Ceratosolen solmsi marchali
Lineage: Eukaryota; Metazoa; Arthropoda; Insecta; Hymenoptera; Agaonidae
Exons: 3
Coding region: 62-529 (155 amino acids)
Source: RefSeq, a predicted model, not a curated record